CGCACGCACGUGUCUCGGAAUUUUCUCUUCGUUCGAUCUCGGUUUUUUGGGAAAAAGUCGGAAAAUGUGCCACUUGGAUAUUGUGCACUGCGCUAUAAAAAUAUGAAAAGAGCAAUUCUAACUUUUGCUUUUAAAUGCGAUAUAGUUUCGGCCUAAAAAAUAUUGUUUCAAACGUUUUCUGAUUUGUGUCAAAUUUCACCCGCAGUACGCAGUUUGCAUAUUUAAAUAUUGAAAUUUCGGAGAGGAAAUUUUAAUGAGACGACUGUGGAAAACCGAAGGCGAGGAGCACCAGUGAGUGGGCAGGGCAGCAGCAGCGCGGAACCGCAGGAGUCAGUGGAGCUGCUGUCAAUCAAACGGAGUCGCUGGCCAGGACUCCAACCAACCGAAAAUCCAACCAUCUGACCGGCUCAUCAUUGACACCAUGGUCACGAACAUGUCGCAGCCGCAUUAUUGCGGCACUGGCAUCGAUGAUUUUCACACAAACUACAAAUACUUCCAUGGCUACUUCUCGCUUAUUGUCUGCAUCCUGGGCACUAUCGCAAAUACCCUAAAUAUUAUUGUGCUAACCCGAAGGGAGAUGCGAUCCCCAACGAAUGCCAUACUCACGGGUCUGGCGGUGGCCGAUCUGGCUGUGAUGCUGGAAUAUAUUCCCUAUACGGUCCACGAUUAUAUACUCAGUGCCCGGCUGCCGCGGGAGGAGCAGCUGAGCUACAGCUGGGCCUGCUUCAUCAAGUUCCACUCGGUGUUCCCCCAGGUGCUGCACACCAUCUCUAUUUGGCUCACCGUAACGCUGGCCGUGUGGCGUUACAUAGCGGUGAGUUAUCCCCAACGGAAUCGGAUCUGGUGUGGCAUGAGAACGACGCUGAUCACCAUUGCCACGGCCUAUGUGGUGUGUGUUCUGGUAGUGUCACCGUGGCUGUAUCUGGUCUCAGCCAUAGCCAAGUUCCUGGAGACGCUGGAUGCGAGUGGCAAGACCAUAGCUUCGGUGCCGUUGAGUCAGUAUAUACUGGACUACAAUCGGGAGCAGGAGGAGGAUGUAACCAUGCAGGUCAUGUCCAGCACUACGCCAGAUAUAUCCUGGGCGAUGCCGAGUGGUUCGGCCAAUGGAACGGCCGUCAGUGUGCUGACCCUGACCACAGUGGUGCCUCUCACCAGCUGGACACCAGGGACAACUCCGGCGAUGAUGGGUGAACGAAACGUGACGGUCUACAAGCUAUAUCACAGUGCCUUGGCCCUGCACGAUCGACAGUUCAGGAACGCCACCUUCCUCAUCUACAGUGUCCUGAUCAAGCUGAUACCCUGCUUUGCCCUGACCGUGCUCUCGGUGCGGUUAAUCGGCGCUUUGUUGGAGGCCAAGCGGAGGAGGAAGAUCCUUGCGUGCCAUGCGGCCAACGACAUGCAGCCGAUAGUCAACGGGAAGGUGGUGGUGACGCCCACUCAGCCCAAGAGCUGCAAGUUGUUGGAGAAGGAGAAGCAGACGGAUCGAACGACCAGGAUGCUCCUGGCGGUGCUGCUGCUCUUCCUAAUCACCGAGUUCCCGCAGGGGAUUAUGGGCCUGCUGAAUGCUCUCCUCGGCGAUGCCUUCUUCCUGCAGUGUUACCUAAAGCUGAGUGACCUAAUGGACAUCUUGGCACUUAUUAAUUCGAGCAUCAAUUUCAUCCUUUACUGCUCGAUGAGUCGCCAGUUCCGUAGCACGUUCGCCCUACUCUUCCGGCCGCGCUGGCUGGACAAGUGGCUGCCGCUCUCUCAGCAUGACGGCGAAGGACGCGGCGGGGGGAGUGGGUAUGGCUAUGGCUACGGCGGCGGUGGUGGCUAUGGAAGGCAGCGAUUACUACACACGGACGCCGCCAGCAAGAGCAUGGCCAUCGAUCUCGGCCUGACGACGCAAGUGACGAAUGUGUAGCACGAGAGCAGCGGCCGGGCAGCGGUGUCAACCGCAGCGGCGGCAUCAUCCACAGCUGCAGCAGGAGCAGCAACAUCACUAGCAGCAGCUUCUGCAGCAGCAGCAGCAUCCACAGCAGCAGCUGCAGCAACAUCAACGACAGCAGCGACUGAAAUUGAUGGAUGUGCUGGCGCCACAAACGACAUCAGCCUGGUGGAAGUGCUGCACGCGCAGCCCGGCCAAAAAAGAGGAGAGGUUUCAGUUGCCAGCCAGAAUCGUAGAAGUCGCAGUGGCAGUGGCAAGUGCAUUUGGCCCACCACGGAGUGGCUAAGAAAACUGCGGCACCAAAAGCCACACAAGGAGGCCGAUGCCUGUACUGAUACCGAUCUAGAGUUGGGCAGGACUACUAUCAACAGACGCAGCAGUGUCCUGUUGAUGGUCCUGCUCAGCAGUUCCGAUGAGGUCAAAGCCAAGGCCGUUCUGGUCAGUGACCAGCAUCAGCAGUCUAGCACACAGCAGGAGGUGAAGCUGGACGAGGACGUGGAGGAUGCCAUCGAUGCUCUCUGGCUGUGAGAUGUCCCAACCCUCUAGCACUUAACUAACCCCUAAAAACAAAUACAAAAACAAGAAACAAUUCCCUGUAAAUGAAAUCCCCACUAAUAGCUAACUACUGUGUACAGACCAAUUAAUUAAUCAAACAAAUUGUUUAUGGCUGCUUCCUAUUUAUACAUAAAUAUUUU
This is a messenger RNA of Drosophila kikkawai, 2622 nucleotides long. It is a transcript of the gene MsR2, whose product is annotated as Myosuppressin receptor 2. The record is from RefSeq and is a predicted model, not a curated record. Lineage: Eukaryota; Metazoa; Arthropoda; Insecta; Diptera; Drosophilidae. Gene Ontology annotation, cellular component: plasma membrane. Gene Ontology annotation, biological process: G protein-coupled receptor signaling pathway. Gene Ontology annotation, molecular function: G protein-coupled peptide receptor activity.